Messenger RNA from Leptosomus discolor (cuckoo roller), 5368 nucleotides. NCBI's taxonomy places the organism in Eukaryota, Metazoa, Chordata, Aves, Leptosomiformes, Leptosomidae. The record is from RefSeq and is a predicted model, not a curated record.
CUUGCCCAAUUUAGGCAGCGGAAGGCGCAAACUGAUGGUCAGAGUGGAUCAAAGAAGCAGAAAAAGAAGAAGAAAACAGCAAACAUCAAAGAUGAAGAAUCAAUACAAGACGGGAUUGGUACUGAUCAAUUUCGAGGUGAUGAAACAUCCACAUGCAGCAGCCAAAGGGAGGUGGCCCCUACUGCUGACUUUGCUGUUAUCAGGACUUUGUAUAGUGGAGAAUUUAUCCAACACAGCCAGACUUACACCACUAAGCCAGAAAGUGAAAAUUCCACCACAGUGGAAGAUUACAGUUCUGAGGUAAAUGGUUGCAGUUUUGUGACAAGAACAGCUAUACCUGCAGACUUAAUUGGGGAAGAAGAAUUUGGAGUUGGAAAGAUUUGUUCUGAGCAUGGAACGCGGCACACUCACACGCAGCUAGAGGUGAUGAAGAAUGAAUUGUCUGGGAAACAGCAAGAGAUUGAAGAACUAAACAGAGAGCUAGAAGAAAUGAGGGCAGCAUAUGGUACAGAAGGAUUGCAACAGCUACAAGAAUUUGAAGCUGCUAUCAAAAAAAGAGAUGACAUUAUCACUCAGCUCACUACUAACCUACAGCAGGCACGGAAAGAAAAGGAUGAAACGAUGAAGGAAUUCUUAGAGCUUACUGAACAAAGUCAAAAACUGCAAAUUCAGUUUCAGCAUUUGCAGGCAAGUGAAGCCCUGAGGAACACCAGCCAUAGUUGCACAGCUGCUGAUUUAUUGCAAGCUAAGCAACAGAUACUUUCAUAUCAGCAACAGCUAGAAGAACAAGAAUGUCUGCUGAAGGAUUAUCAAAAAAAGAAUGAAGAAUUUGAAGUGCAGGUUACGCGUCUUCAAGACAAAAUCGCAACAUAUGAAAUGGAAAAACACAAAAAUGAGGGAGAAGAUUUGGGUAAGCUACAGGAAAAAGAAGCAUUAGUUGAAGAGCUGGAAGCAAAACUUGGAGAAGAAGAAAAAAAUUCAUUUCGUCUUAAGGAAAAAUUAUCAGAUGUCAGUAAAUUACUUGAAGUAUUGAAAGAACAGAUUUCGUUAAAGAACCAGGAAAUAAGUAAUAUGAAAGCUGAACUUAGCACCUACAAACAGAAAGAGAGACAAUGCUCUGAAGAAAUAAAACAAUUAAUGGAAACUGUGGAAGAAUUGCAGAAACGAUGUUAUAAAGACAGCCAGUCUGAAGCUGACAUUGUGCAAAGGAUGGAAUUGGAAACUCAAAGGAGACUGGCACAACUUCAGGCUGAAUUAGAUGAAAUGCAUGGCCAGCAGAUUGUACAAAUGAAGCAAGAAUUAAUUAAGCAACAUGCAAUGGAAAUAGAGCAGCAUCUUUCACAACAAAAAGUAGAAUUGGAGAAACCCUCAAGUCUGUGUUUGGAUGAGGAUAAUAAUGAAGAUCGCAUGCAUUUAAUGAAUAUUAAAAUUACUGAAUUGAAUAUGAAAUUGCAAGAUGCUGACAAUGAAAGGGAAAAAAUAAAGCAAGAAUUGUCACAACAGAUGGAAGUAAUUUCAGCAGAGAAGUCUCUUCAGCAAACUAAAAUUGAAGAUCUUUUCCAAGAACUGAAUUUUUUAAGAGAGCAGGUUCAAAGAGCCAAACAAACUAUAGUGGAUAUGGAAUGUAGAUUAAAUGAAGCUGAAAAAUACCAGUUUGUGAUUGAAGAUUUAAAAGCUCAGCUGGAUUCUGCCUCUGAAUUUAGGAAGGAAUUGGAAUUAAAACAUGAAGCAGAAGUCACAAAUUACAAAAUAAAACUCGAAAUGCUAGAAAGGGAGAAGGAUGCAGUUUUGGGCAGGAUGGCAGAAUCUCAGGAAGCAGAAUUAGAGCGACUGAGGACAAAGCUUCUGUUCAGUCAUGAAGAGGAACUUUCCAGACUUAAAGAGGACUUACAAAAAGAGUACAUGGUGAAUAUGGAAAGCCUUAAAGAUAACUUGAAUAUGCACCAUAAACAGCAGUUAGAUGAGGUACAAAAUGAAAUGAGUAAAAAGAUAGAAGCGAUGCAGUAUGAAAAGGACAACUUAAUCACAAAGCAAAAUCAGUUGAUAUUAGAGAUUUCAAACCUAAAAGAUUUACAGCAGUCUGUUGUAAAUGCUAAAGCUGAAGAAAUGACACUUCAAAUCCAUGAGCUGCAGAAGGAGAUUGAAGUGCUUAGGCAAGAGGAAAAAGAGAAGGGUACCCUUGAACAAGAAAUUCAAGAGCUGCAGCUUAAAACUGAGUUGAUGCAGGAACAAAUGAAGGAGAGAGAAGAUGGCCUUCAAAAAAAAUGUUUAGAAUUUGAAAUACAAAAUAACCUUCUUAAGGGGGAAAACAAAACUCUGGAAGAGAAGUUAAACAGUAUGUUGCUACGCUCUGAAGAAAAUGUCAUUUUUAACAACAGUGUUAGCUCUAAGUCAGAGAUUUUGGACUUGCAAAAAAGAAUAGAAGAGCUGAUUACUGAAAAUGAGCAACUUAAAAACAAAAACAAUCAACUCCAAGAGGAUACAGAAAGGCAGAAGAGUACCUUUUCAUUUACUGAGAAAAAACUUGAAGCUAAUUAUAAGGAGCUGCAGAAAGAAUGUGCAAGUCUUCUAAAGGCAAAAACUGAGUUAGAAGAGAACAAGAAUAUGCAGGAAGCUGAAUAUAAAAACAAACUUAAAGCUUUGAAUGAAAAACUUCUCCAUUUACAAAGCAAUAGACAGAUUUUAUGUAAAACUAAAACUUCUGAUUUUGAAGCAAGUAAAGAAAUCGACAUGUCCAGGGCAGACAUGUUUGAGGUUGGAGAAGCUGUCGAGAAAUAUGCAACAGAACUUAUGGAAAAGCUUGAGAUUACCCAGCGUGAAAAACUGGAAUUAUCCCUGAGACUUUCUGAUCUCUCUGAACAGUUGAAGUCAAAGCAUAGUGAAAUUUGUCAUUUAAACGAAGAAGUUAAAUCCUUAAAAGAUGAGAAAGAACAAGUUCUGGCAAAAUGUAAGGAACUAGAAGUCAUAAUUAGCCAUGCUCAGAGAGGAAAUAGCAAUAGUAACGAGCCUAAGAAAAAGCACUCUAAAGGAAAAGCUCCAAAGACUGCUGCUUGGGCAUCUGGAAGUAGAAAUAAAACCCUUGGUUCAAGGAACAAAGUUGACGAAGGAAUGAAUGUAAGAGGAAAUCUAGGUUCAGAUAAAGAUAUCGGUCAUGAGGCAACAAAAGGAAAGGAAGUUCAGCAAAUGUUGAAACCAGAACAGUCUCACGUAGAACAUUCGCAUGGGAUGACAGACAAGCUGACAGAUGAAACACCGGUAAUGGCCAUUACACAGACUGAAAAUAAUAAUCUUCAGCAGCAGGUGGAUGCACUAAAAUCAGAACAGACUGAUUUACAGCUACAGAUGGAAGCACAGCGCAUUUGCCUGCCCCUGGUUUAUUCAGCUCAUGUAGACCAGGUUUGUAAAUAUCUGAAAGCCGAAAAAGAGAGUGCACUUUGCCAUCUUAAAGAGGAGCUUGUACGUAGUCAUCUACAAGAGAUGAAUGAUCUUAAAAAAAUGCAUCAACUGGAACUCCAGUCCUUGAAAAUUCAACAAGCAGAUGAUGAAGUCAAAUCUACACAGAGACUUAUAGAAAAGCUGAAUGAAGCUGUAACUGAGGAAUGUUCUAGGCUUGCUCAGGUUUUGCGUGCUGAUCAGAAUGAGCAUUCUUCAGCUGCUAUCGAAGUUGGUGAUAGGGAACAGGAUAUUUUCCAUAGACCUGCUACUGUGAAAGAAAAACUGAGUGCAGAAUUGCUGAUACACAGAGGUCAAGCUCAAGCUGUGCAAGAACAUAUGGAUGCUCCUCUACACAAGAUAAUGGAAGAAUACAGUAGGCUGAAAGUACUUCAAACCCAGGUCAAAGAACCAUGGCUAUCUCCUUCAGAAAGAAGGAAAAAAGAGGAACCUAGCCAUCGGGAAACAAGGAAGGAAUGUCUGCAGACCCCUUCACAGGGUCUAACAGAUCCUAUGAUUGGAGAAUACUGUUUGAAGGAGAUAGUGAGCCUUAAAGCACAACUUGAAGAACAGCAUGCUCGAGAGCUGGAACACCUGUGGUCCUACUUCCGGCAGCAGCUGAAGGAAAGUGAAGAGAGGUACACUACAGAGAUUGCCCGCCUGCAGGAUAAGCUUCAGAGCUCUGGGGUAUCCUCUGACCACACAAGUGUGUCCACAGAUUCAGAAAUAAAGCUAAAUGAAAUCUUCAGGAAGGUGAAAGGCACUGAAAGUCUUCGUCAGCAAAGAACAGAUGAAGCACUGGAGCUUGCUAGUGAAAUUGAAGUGUGGAAUGAUCUGGAUGUUGUUCAAGUGCUGGAAAAGCAGUACCAAGAAAGAUCAGGAGAAAUAGCAGAGGAUUUAUUUUUAUUUUUUGUGUCAAUGGGUGUAGCAUAUGCCGAACAGACUGAAUUGUCAAGAAUGGCUAGGCAGAGGGAAGCAGCAGCACAAACACAGAUUGUAUGUCAACAGGGAAUGCAUUUUGAAAUUAAAAAGGAAUGUAGUGAAGAAGAGGUUGACAGCCCUCUUAGAAAAUCAACAGAAAAAGGCAGUCAUCGUCAAGAAGAAUCGAAAUCACUUUGCAAGGAACUCACUGAGGAGUCUGAGAUCAACUCCCUUGGAGAACAGCUCCAUUCUAAGAGCAAGCCUGGUUGUGUGUUAGGACAGGCCACGCAUGAAUCUCUGAUUUCCGAAGAACGUUUUUCCCAUGUCAAAGAAGAAAUACUGCUCUACAGUGAUGUGACAGCAACAAACACAGAAACAUCAAGUCAGCUGUUGUUAUAUGAGGAGCGUUUGGAAGACAUGCGGCAGGAGCUAGUACGACAGUAUCAGGAACAUCAGCAGGUGACAGAAUUACUGAGACAAGGGCACAUGCAGCAAAUGGAACGUCAAAAAGAAGAUCAAGAACAACUCUUAGCAGAACUUGAGAGUCUUAAAGUGCAAUUAGCUGAGCGUGCCUCAAUGGAUAACGACAGCCUGGUUGCAGAGAGAGAGAGAAUGCUUUUAGAAGAACUGGAAUCAUUAAAACAAUAUUCUGUACCUGGAAAAGAGAGGCUGUUUUGUGAGCUACAAAACAACAGCACACAAACAGAGAAUGAAAAUGAAAACCAAAACAAUGCGAGAGAGCAGAUCUUUGAGGAUGAAGAUACAGGAAGGAAGUCUGAGACAUCUUCAACUCUUCUUUCUAAAGAAAGGCAUGCAUUUCAGAAGGCUAAUGAGAAACUUAUGAAGAUUGUUUUAGAAGUUGUGAAGACAACUGUGGCCGUGGAGGAGACGAUUGGUCAUCAUGUUCUUGGGUUACUGGAUCGGUCUGGGAAGGUCCAGCCUUCCAAACCAGCUGGAUGGGACACAGAGAAAGAGGAGUCAGUAAAACCCUGUAUCCAUGUGGGGUAUGAAAAAG